UUGUCAAGGAUUUAAAACUUGACAAAGUCGUCAAAGUGCCCAGUGGUUAAUAGUAUCCAAAACGGCUGGCUGGCGCACUGCUAUCUUAUUGCCAGGAUAGUUUUUGGCACAACCAGGAUCAUCAUGGACCGUCAAUUGGUACUACGUCAAUGUACUGUAAGGAAAGUCUAAAGUAUUGCUGCUGGUGCCUUUAUAUGUUCAGAGUCGCCUACAAUCCAUUAGGUUUUCCCACCAGGGUCUAAGUCCACAUUCGAACCAGUGAGAAACCCCAUUGUCCCGGACUCUUCCAAGUGCUUUUUGAAAGUAAAAGUUCAAAACCUACAUUGCGCACUUCAUUCAUGAACCUCAACGUUCUCUCUUGCCAGGGUGUCGGGCAUCCCAAAUUGGACAUGCUGCCAGGAGCUGCUUUAAACUGAGAUGUUUGCAAUCAUUUUGGAUCAAGUCACGAGUGUUUGCACUGAUAGCCUAGUGCUGUCGAUUGGAUAUGUCUUUUACAAAGCACAUCGAAGAACGUGCAGCCAAGAAUGUCAUCAAGCAGCAGUGUUUCCGCAUAUGGCUCGUUUGGACGUCAACUUUGAUGUUGGUGUUCUCCGGCUUGACGAUCCCACUUCUUGGGCUUUUGACUUCGCCGUUUGUAUUUGGAUUUGCCUGUCUCUUGCUGUUGGCACCAGCAGCCUGCCGUGCAAAAAGCCUGACAGAGCCAAUUCUAUACCCUGCGACGGUGUUGAUGCCGACUCACGCUUCACUUCUGGGACUGGGCCCGGAAUCCAAACCUGCCAGGUUCUUCUAUACGGUUUCUUUACCGUUGCGAUUCUUGGCUGGUGCAAGUCUUAUGGCCUUCCCUUACUGGAACAGUUUUGUAGAGGAUGUAGAGGGCCCUGUCAGUGGUGGGAUAAGAGCCAUUCAACAACAACUGAGUGGUGAGACAAAGGAUGAGACAUUUCGCUGCUGCCGGCAGACUUAUUUGGAUGCGAAGACUGCUUGUGAGCACGUUUUGUCUGCACACAGAUCCUGUUAUGAAGGCGGCUAUUGGAUACUCAAUGACUACUAUGUUACUCAUGACGUUUAUCUUUAUGGAUACGGUGAAGCCAACAACACGUAUACUCCUGAUGACUACAGGAAUAUCAACCGCUGCAAUCAGCUGUUUGAGGAUCCCACUUGCACCAAGCAGUUGUCGCAAAUACUACGACAUCUUGUCCAUAAUGAUUCUGACUUCGAUUGGAUUGGACAUUGCAAUUUCGAGUCAUUAAAAUUCCCAUAUUACAUAAUGCUUGAACACUGGGUACGCUUGCUGGAACCAGGACAUGGUUGUUAUCAGCCAAAGCCCAUGGUGGAUUGCCUUAAAGACUUUAGGCAAAACCAUUACGAGAUGAGGUGGACAAUGGCUCCCGCAUGCCAGGUUGUCACGGAUGACGCGAUGACAAGGUUUUGCUCGAUUAUGUCUCAGCUGCCGCCAUACCUGCUUUGCGAGCUAGCAGACUCCAAGCUGGCAGACUUUGAGCCGGUAGGCUGGUCCUGGCAUUGGGCAGGUAGAUUGAGUGAUUUUUAUGGUUGCUUGCAGUCAUCACAGCUGUUACGUGCCAGUCAGUGCCUGAACGUACCAAAGUUUCGAGAAUCGUCCAAAUUCUUAGGAGAUGUCGGGGCCAUUGUUUUCGAAAUCGUCGGGUACACAGUGUCCCUUUCGCCCGCUUUGGCCGUUGUUCUUUUGAUGAUCUCUUGUUGUGUUUCACGCACCCGCAAUGAUGUGGAUGUUGCUGUCCGUGUGGCUGUGGAUGACGAAGUCCAAAGGUUGCAAGAAGAGCUUGAGAAAAACAAAACAGCGCAACUCAGCACGUUUGCAUACGUACUUCUCCGUGUAGACCUUGUCCUCGUCUCCAUGGACAUGUUUGGUGACAUCCUGGCUGUCUUCACAUGGAUUUCUACCGGCCAUGUUUGGUUUGGUAUCUUCCAGAUCCUCGUCAUUCUUCGUAGUGUCCCAGGCAUAGUGCUAUUGCAGCGUGAGCAAGGCUUAGUGAAAGAAGUGCGAGAUUCGCUCAAGGCGAAUACGCUCACUGAUGGUCUUUACAACCUCAUGUUGCAGGAGAAGACAAUAGAGGGUGUGCUAACCAGUUUGCUGCUGGCUUAUGGGCUCAUGCACACAUUUGACAGUCAGUUGGCUUUCUAUGUAACAACGGCCAAGUGGGCCCUCUCCUUGCGUUCAGUGACGAACGGAUGUUUCAUUCAGUUUCACCUUGCACCAGGUGAUGCGCAGACAAGGCCCUUUCUUGCCACCUUGCCAGCAUGGCCUUUAGGCCGAAGAUAUCAUCUCGACACAGAAUGAACCAUCGGGACCAGCUCAGCAUGUGAAGCCUUUCAUUGAAGCGUUUCAAGUUGCAUGAAAUGCAACGUGCACAGCGGGAGAACCAAUCAACAACUUCCUGAGAGUGCCACUGCAGUGAAAAAGGGAGCACGGCACCGGUCUUAGUGUCACUGUCAGCCUUCAUGUGUUAUUUUGCAUCGGGG
Durusdinium trenchii is the source of this 2502-nucleotide messenger RNA. NCBI's taxonomy places the organism in Eukaryota, Dinophyceae, Suessiales, Symbiodiniaceae. The record is from the annotation of a GenBank genome assembly.